AUGGAUAUAGAAUGCGCCCGAUUCCGCUUUCGCGGAUCUAUAAUAGAGACCUGCUGGUGCUCCAAAGCUAUGAUCAAAGAUAUAGUCGCUGUAUUUCAAUUGCGAGGCCGCAAACUCUAUGGGAUUCUGGCGGAGCCACAAUCGCCUCUCCUCCGCGACUGGGCCCGCACUGAAAAUCUUCUAUGGGCCCAUGACGAUGGUUCUUCGUUGCACAUGCUGCAAAGCGAGCAUCAGGUCCCAUUGCUCAACGGUCCCCACUGGCCUGAUUGCGUAGAAAGAAUACUGGCCAUCCACUCUUUUCCCGAUGGACAAGUGUGUAUCGGAGUCAAGUGGAAGAAUGAUGAUGUUCCUACCUGGGAAAGGGAGGAGAAUCUUCUAGCAUUGCUCGACUCGACGGCGGAAUGUCUGCCUGCCGUCCUCCAACGACAGCUCAUCGACCCAUUAUAA
This is a messenger RNA of Emericellopsis atlantica, 447 nucleotides long. RefSeq lists its product as uncharacterized. The record is from RefSeq and is a predicted model, not a curated record. The coding region runs from base 1 to 447 and encodes 148 amino acids. The transcript has a single exon. NCBI's taxonomy places the organism in Eukaryota, Fungi, Ascomycota, Sordariomycetes, Hypocreales, Bionectriaceae.